CCUUCACCGAGAACAUAAAAUUGCUACUUUCUGUCCUAUCCGAAAUCGAUGCGUGAUUCAAACCAGCGCGACAGACUGUUCGCGCCUUCCUGACAAUACAUACGUCGCCGAGGUCGUUAGCUUCCCCGCCACCACCACGAUGUUCCAUACUUUUCCUGCCACUAAGACUUCCGACGAAGGCGCCAAACCAGCGAGGCCUUCAGCAUCACGACGCAUUACCACGAGUAAUGCCUGUGGAUCCUGUCGGCGGAGGAAGAUCCGUUGUGAUGGCGCCGUGCCUUGCGGCCAGUGCGUUUACUACCAGCAAGCAGACGCUUGCUUGUACCAGAAGCCACCUCCACGCGUGGUGCCGUCGAAGAAGCUGGUAGAAGACUUGUCAGCGUCAGUGGAACGGUAUCGCAUUGUUUUCGAACGCCUUUUCCCUGGAAGAGACAUUGUUCACCUGGCUACGCUUUCAAGGGACGACCUUAUAGCAACGGUCGGAAUGCCAGCGACAGCUGAGACAAUUUCUCGCAUCUCGGACCUAGAGUCUCCGGUUUCUACACUCGAAUCUGAAGGAGCUGAGAGUUUGGAGGCUCUGAUACAAGCUCCAGAGCAGGAUCCUGUCGUGGAUGAAGCAACGCGACAUCAAACGAGAGUCCAAGGGAUCUCUGACGAUGUCAAUGGUCUUUCGCUGUCCUUGGGUCGACCUUCCUCAUACGUAGGAGUCUCAUCUAUAACUGCUGCUCUGAAGGUUAUCUGCAGAGUGGCGCCAGCAACACGGAGGCUACUGGCUCAAGGUCAACCUGAGACUGCUAUACCGAGUCGGGUUGCUUCGCCUUCCCCGGAGCCUGGAAGUCUGGACCCUACACAUCUGCCUCCAGCAGAACUGGGCCAAACUUUGAUUGAAGCAUAUUUCAGCAAAGUACAUCCUCUCAUGCCUAUGUUGGACGAGCAGUCAUUCUGGCUGACUUGGCUCUACGGAGAGCGGAGAGACUCACCUUGGCUGGCUUUACUCAACACUGUACUUGCAUUGGGUUCAGUGGUUUCCUCCGACUGUACCAGUAAUGCUCAUCAAGCUUACUAUCAGCGCGCGAUGCAGCUGCUGGAUUUUGACAGUCUUGGCAGUGGCAACACACUUGUCGUUCAAGCGCUAGGUCUAUUGAGCGGCUACUACCUUCAUUAUGUUAGCCGACCGAACCUCGCAAACAACCUUAUGGGUGCGACUCUGCGACAAGCAACCGUGUUAGGUCUGCAUAGAGAAUAUACGGAUGCAAAUUCAUCUGACGGACUUCCAACGAACAAGGCAACUUCUGCUGAUGUUCGGCGGCGAACCUGGUGGAGUCUCUAUGUCUUGGAUACAUGGGCAAACACAACCACUGGAAGACCUUCAUUAGGGCAACCUAGCCGCGGUAUCACGGUACAAAUACCAUAUGUCAAAGAUGCUCAAGAUCCGGCCACAGCAAAGUUCCUGCCACUUUUGCACAAUGUAGCGUUCUGUCGCAUUGCCACUCAGAUCCAAGAUGCACUAUCUGCAUCGCCACUCCUACCCUUUGAAGAGCUCAACCGACUUGACAAAGAUCUCCUGCAAUGGCAUAGCGAAUUGCCUGCGUCAUUGAAGCCUUCGACCUCGCAUGACUCAAGUUUCAGCACAAAGCGUCGUUCUUCCAAGGCAUCAAAACGUUCAAACACAGCCGACGUCCUAGAGAUACCAAGUAUGAUCAUGUAUUGGAGAUACCAGAAUCUGCGACUUCUGCUGCACAGGCCUUAUCUUUUGGCUACUGCUUUACGCAAUGUACCAGAUACAUCAUUAUCAGCCGAAGAGAAAGUAGGUGUGGGCCGCUGUCGAGCUGUGGCAGCUCGGACCAUUGCAGAUAUCAGCAGUAUGUGCCCAGAAGAUUUGCUCGCUGGUUGGAAUGGUGUUUGGUUCAUGUAUCAAGCUGUCAUGGUCCCCCUCGUUUGCAUAUUUUCGUCAUUAGCUAGGACAACAACCCCGGCAAAGAACUCCGAACAAGACUCCGAAGCGAACGAAACUGGAGAAUCGCCCAGUAACUUCUCUGAUAUCAGCAGUCAUAGAGACAUUUCGGAAUGGCAAGCACAAGUUGAAAAAGCUCUGGACUUCUUCGAGAGGAUGGGGCCCUGGUCAGCAGCCGCUUCAAAGUCCAAGGAUGUGGUUUCUAGACUUUACGAAGCCAGCAAGCAUUUGACCUCUGCUCAGGACGCAUCUACCUGGACAACCACUCAACCACUGAACUUCAACACAGCGACCACAGUCCUCGCAUUCAAUCAGAACAACACCGUCGAAAACAAUCAACUGCCGAUACAACCUGCAGGCAUGAACACAGAGGAUGUCUGGGGCCUAUCACCAAACGGAGCUGCCGCGAUGAACAAUUUCUGGUUCGACGAUAUGAUGUGGGAUGUACCCAUGGCGGACCCGGAUAUGCUGGAGAACACUGGCACUGGCUUUGGUUUCAACGAGCUCGACUGGUUGUCCAAUCUCGGCACACAAAGAAAUGAAGAUCCGCCGUGGUCUUUCGAGCAAUGAAACCGCAAAAACCAAAUCAUGAGUUGAAGACCGGUCCACAGGAAUGUCGUUUUUGGUAUAGACCGACCUACUUGACUGCCUAAAACCCAUGUUCUCGUUCUUCACAGCACUUGACGGCGAACAAAAGAUUUCUGUCUUGUGAGAUGGUGGAGUGGAGUGGAGUGGAGCAUAUAUUGUGUGCUGUAUAUCUACCGUAUCUAUACUUUCUCGACUGGCCUGACUUGAAGCAAUUUUACAAGAGGUUCAUUCAUCUAUUUACAGCGACCCCCG
Aureobasidium pullulans EXF-150 is the source of this 2794-nucleotide messenger RNA. RefSeq lists its product as uncharacterized. Gene Ontology annotation, biological process: DNA-templated transcription; positive regulation of transcription from RNA polymerase II promoter by galactose. Gene Ontology annotation, molecular function: RNA polymerase II cis-regulatory region sequence-specific DNA binding; zinc ion binding; DNA-binding transcription factor activity, RNA polymerase II-specific. Bases 140 to 2524 code for a protein of 794 amino acids. Lineage: Eukaryota; Fungi; Ascomycota; Dothideomycetes; Dothideales; Saccotheciaceae. The transcript has 9 exons. Gene Ontology annotation, cellular component: nucleus. The record is from RefSeq and is a predicted model, not a curated record.